Molecule: messenger RNA, 2004 nt
Organism: Hevea brasiliensis (rubber tree)
Lineage: Eukaryota; Viridiplantae; Streptophyta; Magnoliopsida; Malpighiales; Euphorbiaceae
Product: U-box domain-containing protein 9
Exons: 2
Coding region: 213-1583 (456 amino acids)
Biological process (GO): protein ubiquitination
Cellular component (GO): cytoplasm; nucleus
Molecular function (GO): protein binding; ubiquitin-protein transferase activity
Source: RefSeq, a predicted model, not a curated record
AAAAAUAAAAAUUCUUAAAAAAUAAAGAGAGAGAAAACGAUGUGAGCGCGAGUAGAGAGAUAAUAUUCUCAAAAAUAGAAAAUAAAAAUAAAAACAAAAGAGAGAGAGAAUGAAACAGAGUACUCUCCACCUCCUCCUCAUUCUCUGUCUCGCCAUUCUUGGCCACGACACCUUCCUCAAUAAAGUUUAAUCGUUUUAUUUGUUUCUCUUCCAUGGCCAAGACCGGUGUCUUUGAUUCCGAUCCGACGGCCAUGGCCAAGGCUACUGAAUUAAAGAAGGAACUAGAAAAGCUCAUCAGAACCAUUGUCGAUGACGACGAUUAUCUUAUAGAGACCAUCGAUCAAGCUAAAGACACUCUCUGCGCCUUGAAGGAAUUAAAGAUGAACAAGAGAUCAUUGUCUUUAAAGCUGCGCCAAACGCUGUCGUGUCCCGAUGAGUUUAAGUGUCCUUUGUCCAAGGAAUUGAUGAGAGAUCCUGUCAUUUUGGCUACGGGGCAGACUUAUGAUAGACCCUUCAUCCUGAAAUGGCUGAAAUCAGGGAACCGGACAUGCCCUCUCACUCAGCAAGUCCUGUCACACACAUUCCUUACUCCUAAUCACUUGGUCAGGGAAAUGAUAUCACAAUGGUGCAAGAGUCAAGGGUUAGAGUUGCCGGACCCUGUUCAAUAUGUUAAUGAGGAAGGAAUAACAGAAGCUGAUCGUGACCAUUUUCAGUCUUUACUUGAAAAGAUGUCCUCAGCACUUCCUGAACAGAAAGAAGCUGCAAGGGAGCUUCGAUUGUUGACGAAGAGGAUGCCCUCAUUCCGGGCGUUAUUUGGCGAGUCUGUUGGUGCCAUUCCUCAAUUGCUCAAUCCACUUUCAGCAAGCAAGUCUGGAAGUGAUAUCCAACCUGAUCUUCAAGAAGAUGUAAUCACAACCCUCUUAAAUCUUUCAAUCCAUGACAACAAUAAAAAGCUUGUUGCUGAAACCCCUAUGGUAAUUCCUCUUCUUAUGGAAGCAUUAAGGUCGGGAACCAUUGAAACAAGGACUAAUGCAGCUGCGGCUCUUUUCACAUUAGCUGCUCUUGAUUCCAACAAGGCACUUAUUGGGAAAUCAGGCGCUCUAAAACCACUUAUAGACCUUCUAGAGGAGGGAAAUCCUUUAACCUUGAAAGAUGUUGCUUCUGCAAUUUUUACCCUAUGUUUUAUACAUGAAAACAAGGCAAGAGCUGUGAGGGAUGGUGCAGUGAAGGUGAUUGUGGAAAAGAUUAUGGAUGGUGUGCUUGUUGAUGAAUUAUUAGCUAUCCUAGCAAUUCUUUCUGGCCAUCAGAGGGCUGUCGAAGAAAUGGUAGAGCUUGGAGCUGUUCCUUGCUUGCUUCGGAUUAUCAGGGAGAGCAAUUGUGAACGCAACAAGGAAAAUUGCAUUGCCAUUCUCCACACAAUCUGUACAUAUGAUCGAACCAAGUGGAAGGCAAUGAGGGAAGAAGAGAAUGCCCGUGGAACAAUCUCUAAACUAGCUCGAGAUGGCACUUCAAGGGCCAAGAGAAAGGCUAAUGGCAUUCUUGAAAGACUGAAUAGAGCUGUUAAUCUUACCCAUACAGCAUGAAUUGACGGGAUCAGUUAUGCACAAUAGUCAACUAUGCUGAAAUGUAAAUUCUACAUCUGAUUCCAGCACUUGCAAUCAUCAUUGCAACUCCAGCAUAUCUGUGCAAUUCUCCACCGCCUUUCUGUAAAUUCUCUUCACCGAAAUUUCUAUUUCAGGUUAAUGAGUUAGCCAUUGUGAAUAAAUAUGCCUUAAGUUUGUUGUAAAUUUUUGUCUUUUAUUUUGUGCUAUAGUUUCUUCACGGUUGCCUUGCAUUCUAGAUGUCUUGGCUUUUGUCUUGGCUUUUACUAGUAACAGUUUUGGCUUUUUUCUUACCAGUUUGCUAAUAUGAAUCCAUGGUCCCCCAAGGAACCAAAAACAUGUAUAAGAUUUUCUACCUAGUUUUGUCAUCUAAUCAAAAGCUUCUACUUGCAUUAUGCUUGAA